This is a messenger RNA of Trichoplax adhaerens, 540 nucleotides long. RefSeq lists its product as uncharacterized. The transcript has 3 exons. NCBI's taxonomy places the organism in Eukaryota, Metazoa, Placozoa, Uniplacotomia, Trichoplacea, Trichoplacidae. Gene Ontology annotation, molecular function: protein dimerization activity; RNA polymerase II cis-regulatory region sequence-specific DNA binding; DNA-binding transcription factor activity, RNA polymerase II-specific. Gene Ontology annotation, cellular component: nucleus. The coding region runs from base 1 to 540 and encodes 179 amino acids. The record is from RefSeq and is a predicted model, not a curated record. Gene Ontology annotation, biological process: anterior/posterior pattern specification; regulation of transcription by RNA polymerase II; regulation of neurogenesis.
AUGGCAAGCAGACGUCCAUCGCGUCAUGCUAAAUUGGAAAAAGCUGAUAUUCUAGAAAUGACCGUAAGAUAUUUACGCGCGAUGCAAAAGCAACAAAUAACAGCUGCAAUGAAUUCCGAUCCUGGCGUCAUCAGUAAGUAUAGCAUGGGCUAUAAUGAAUGUGCAUCGGAAGUAGCACGCUAUUUACUAACAAAUAACAGCAUCGAUUCUUCGACCAGAGGAGGAAUAUUAUCACACUUAGCAGGUUGCCGUAACGCUCUUAAUCAACUUACUAAUAGCGACUUAGCACGUCAACAAGUAUCUUAUCCAAGUUUACCUAUGGCUACUGCGAAUGAUCAGUUAAAUAUGGCAUCUGCUAGCUUCCCAGCUAGUUACGCCGUUCCAACUCGUAAUGAAAGAGCAGCUAUGAUUUUACCAAAUCGUUUAGCAUGUUCAUCUCCUAUUAUUCCUGUCUACGCAGAUUCAUUCUAUUCUCCUUUAAAUCAUUCACUUACAGCAUUUACCGGUCGCUGUGACGAUCCAGUUUGGCGACCGUGGUAG